Molecule: messenger RNA, 564 nt
Organism: Heterostelium album PN500
Lineage: Eukaryota; Evosea; Eumycetozoa; Acytosteliales; Acytosteliaceae
Exons: 1
Coding region: 1-564 (187 amino acids)
Source: RefSeq, a predicted model, not a curated record
AUGGUAUACCAAAGAGAAGAAACCGACCAAAUCGAAUCAGCCAGACGUAUCGAGAGGGACGAAAGAAAGAAACAAAGGGCUGAAAAGAGGGCUGAAAAGAGGGCUGAGAAAUCAGAAAGGGCUGAGAAGGUUGAACAACCUGAAGGGGGAAACAAUCGUUAUCGUUACCGUUAUCGUAAUCGUCGUUCUGAGAGGGAUAAUAAUAAUACAAUUAUUCAAGGGGUUCAAAAUAUUGAUUUGGGUAAUCAAUCUAACAACAACAACAAUGCAACCACCACUGCUGAACCAACAACUCCAACUCCAAAUCCAACUUUGGAUCAACAACAACAACUAACCAACAAUCAAUCAAACAACACUGAUGACAAAGUAGAACAACCAAAGGAAAAGGUAUGGGAGAAGUAUGCAAAGAGAUCAAAAGAUAGAUAUGAAAAGAAUUCGAUUAGAAAGCUAAUCAAUGAAGCAUUAAAGGGAUAUGAAAAGGGUUCCAAUGUGACAGUUGAGGAGAUCCUUAACAAAUCUAUUGCUCUUCAAACCCCAAAAGAUUCAAAAUUAUUUUGCAAAUGA